This is a messenger RNA of Meriones unguiculatus (Mongolian gerbil), 2521 nucleotides long. Its product is annotated as guanylate-binding protein 3. The transcript is spliced from 11 exons. Gene Ontology annotation, biological process: defense response to Gram-positive bacterium; defense response to protozoan. The coding region runs from base 103 to 1983 and encodes 626 amino acids. NCBI's taxonomy places the organism in Eukaryota, Metazoa, Chordata, Mammalia, Rodentia, Muridae. The record is from RefSeq and is a predicted model, not a curated record. Gene Ontology annotation, molecular function: GTPase activity; GTP binding.
AAAUUCCCCGGGCGCACUCCAGUCUAGGGUUGCGAGCGAGCGAGCGAGCGAGCGGGGCGGUGGGAGAGCGAGGGAGGGCAAGCGACGGCCCUCGCAGGUGCCAUGGCGUCUGCAUCAACGAUGGAGGCCCCCAUUUGUCUGGUGGAAAACUGGAAAGGGCAGCUGAUGGUAAAUCCGGAGGCCAUAAGGAUUCUUGAGAAGAUAUCUCAGCCUCUGGUGGUGGUGGCCAUUGUUGGUUUAUAUCGUACAGGAAAGUCCUACCUCAUGAACCGUCUUGCAGGACAGAACCACGGCUUCUCCUUGGGCUCCACAGUGCAAUCCAAAACCAAGGGCAUCUGGAUGUGGUGUGUGCCUCACCCCACUAAGCCAACCCACACCCUGGUCCUUCUGGACACGGAGGGCCUUGGUGAUGUAGAAAAGGGUGACCUUAAGAAUGACUCCUGGAUCUUCGCCCUGGCCGUGCUUUUAAGCAGCACCUUGGUCUACAACAGCAUGAGCACCAUCAACCACCAGGCCCUGGAGCAGCUGCACUAUGUGACUGAAUUAACACAGCUAAUCCGGGCAAAAGCCAACCCCAGAGAGGACAAAGUAGGGGACUCUAGUGGGUUCGUGGGUUUCUUUCCAGACUUCAUCUGGGCUGUUCGAGAUUUUGUUCUGGAGCUGAAGUUAGAUGGACGCGUCAUCUCGGAAGACGAGUACCUGGAGAAUGCCCUGAAGCUCAUCCCAGGAAAGAAUCCCAAAGUCCAAAAGUCCAACAUGACCAGAGAAUCUAUCAGAUAUUUCUUUCCAGUACGGAAGUGCUUUGUCUUCGACCGACCUACAAGUGACAAAAACUUAUUGUUCCAAAUUGAAAAGGUUCCAGAAAACCAACUGGAAUGGAAUUUCCAGGAGGAAUCAAAAAGAUUCUGUUCCUACAUCUUCACCAAUGCGAAGAGCAAGACUCUGACAGGGGGGAUUGUUGUCACGGGAAAUCGGCUGGGGACUCUGGUGCAGACCUAUGUGGAUGCCAUCAACAGCGGGACUGUGCCGUGUUUGGAGAAUGCGGUGACGACCCUGGCUGAGCGUGAGAACUCCAUAGCUGUGCAGAAGGCAGCUGACCACUACAGUGAGCAGAUGGCCCAGCGAGUGAGGCUCCCCACGGACACGCUCCAGGAGCUGCUGGAUGUGCACGCAGCCUGCGAGAAGGAAGCCAUUGCUGCCUUCAUGGAGCACUCCUUCAAGGACGAUGAGCAGGAGUUCCAGAAGAGGCUCAUGGCCACCAUAGAGGAAAGGAAGGAAGCUUUCCGGCAACAGAAUGAAGCAGCAUCUGUCAGUUACUGCCAGGAUGAGCUGGAGAAGCUUUCAGAGACCCUGAGGGAGAACAUCUCACGUGGAGCCUUCUCUGUUCCCGGGGGACACAGCCUCUACUUAGAAGCCAGGAAGAAGGUUGAGCGGGACUAUGAGCGAGUGCCCAGGAAGGGAGUGAAGGCAAAAGAGGUUCUCAAGAGUUUCCUACAGUCUCAGGCUACUAUGGAGAACUCCAUCCUGCAGUCAGACAAAGCCCUUACAGAUGGAGAGAGGGCCAUAGCAGCUGAGCGGACAAAGAAGGAAGUGGCUGAGAAGGAACGAGAGCUGCUGAGACAGAAACAGAAAGAGCAAGAGCAAGUGAUGGAGGCUCAAGAGAGAAGCUUCCGAGAAAACAUUGCUAAACUUCAGGAGAAGAUGGAGGAGGAGAAGGAGAAGUUGUUGAAGGAGCAGGAGAAGAUGCUGGAGCACAAGUUGAAGGUUCAACAAGAACUGCUUAUUGAAGGAUUCAGAAAGAAAUCUGAUAUGUUAAAGAAUGAAAUUAGUCAACUGAGAGAAGAGAUGGAGAGAACUAGGAAAAAAUCCUCACUGUUUGGGCACAUCCUUAGCACAGUUGGUGAUGCUUUCAUUAUGAUUUUACCAGGAGCUGGUAAAAUAUGCGGCGCAGGGCUGAAAGUCCUCAGCUCACUUAUGCCAUAGUCUGAGAGCUACUGGGAAGGAAUUUAUAAAAACUGGGAUUCUAUUAUUUUGAUACCAUAACUCUGUGCCUUUUUUUAAAUACAUGUACUAAUUGAAUAACCACUGUUAUGUAUGGGGUCAGAAUUUCCAGUGUUAUAUAAGAGGUCAGAACUCCCAUUAUUAGUUAGAUAAUCAGUUGUGGUUUCAUUGGAAUUGAGAGUAAGUGUCAGUUCAAUAACAGUUGUACUCUCAAGGUUAAAAAUACAAACCAAUGGUUAAAGAGUAUAAAGGUCUGACAUCCAUAAAUCCCAUCAAAUUUCACUGGCAGAAUCUAUAAUAAAGUUAGAAAGCACUCAGAAUAUAGUAAAGUUAUAUCUAAAAAAGAUGUAAGUAAAUCAAAAUAAACACGGCCCAAUGGAGAAACAUCAGCAACUGCAACCCAGUUCUACAGAUAAUUCAUUGUGAAGGGCUAUUAUAGAAACUAACAAGUAGAUUUUCAUAGGACAAAGAGUGAGAAACAUGUUUGAUGGAUUGAUAAUAAAAGCUGUGCAGAUGAAAA